This is a messenger RNA of Orbicella faveolata, 3132 nucleotides long. RefSeq lists its product as uncharacterized. The record is from RefSeq and is a predicted model, not a curated record. Lineage: Eukaryota; Metazoa; Cnidaria; Anthozoa; Scleractinia; Merulinidae. Gene Ontology annotation, cellular component: cytoplasm. Gene Ontology annotation, biological process: intracellular manganese ion homeostasis; magnesium ion homeostasis.
AUGCAGGAAUUUUUAAGAACAUGUGAGGCAUGCAUAGAGAGACGAUUUGGUGACCUAGCUACACAAGGAGAUUUAUUCUGUAUCCAGGAGACUCCAAGCCUUCAAAAGCCUCGGAGCCAUGUUAGAACCUUGAUAUAUCAAACAUGGCCUAUUGUCAAAUAUUCUGUAAACGUCUAUUGCUGUCUCUGUCUUUUAGGGCUUAUGUCUGGAUUGACGAUGGGCCUGCUCUCAUUGGAUAUUUUGAGUUUAAAGGUUCUUCAAAGAGGAGGGAAGCCAUUAGAGAAGAAACAUGCCAGUAAAAUUUUGCCAAUUGUAGAAAGACAUCACUUGCUUCUGGUCACCCUUUUGUUGGCAAAUGCUGCAGCAGUGGAAUCCAUGCCCAUUUUCAUGGACAGGAUAUCCAGUCCUAUUAUUGCCAUCUGUGUUUCGGUUACUGCUGUGCUGUUUUUUGGAGAGGUUGUCCCUCAAGCCUUAUGUACCCGUUAUGGCCUGGCAAUUGGUGCAACAUUUGCACCGUUUGUGAAAGUGUUGAUGGUGUUACUGUUUAUCGUUGCUUGGCCCAUUUCCAAGUUGUUGGACUGUCUGCUCGGACAUGAACACUCUACAUUCUUCAGGAGAGCAGAAUUACGAGAACUUGUUGAUCUUCACAGAGAGUCAACAGAUGCAAAUGAGGAUCCUUUAAGAGAAGAUGAAGUUAUGAUUAUACAGGGAGCACUAGAAAUGAGAAACAAAACAGUUGAGGAUAAGUACACACCCCUGGACAAAGUAUUCAUGGUGGAAGCAAAUGGCAAACUAGACCACGAAACAAUGAGAGAGAUCAGCAGAAAAGGUCAUUCACGUGUGCCAGUGUUCGAGGGAGACAAAGGAAACAUUGUUGGACUCUUAUUUGUCAAGUCUCUUAUCAUGAUUGAUCCUGAUGAUGCCACACCCAUUAAGGACAUUUAUAAAGCAGGUUCUUUUCUGAAAUCAUCAACAACUGAACCACUGUUUGAGUUGCUGGACAAGUUUCAGACUGGACGAAGUCAUCUCUGUGUUGUGUAUAAGACACAAAUAGACGAAGGUAAUCAGGUGCAAUCGCGAGUGGUUGGCAUCAUAACUUUAGAGGAUGUGCUAGAGUUACUAAUACAGGAAGAAAUUUGGGACGAAUCAGACAUAACUCGAUCUCGCCCUAAUGUGCAAAGACAGGUUUCUCUUGCGAAAGCUAAGAUGAAGCGAAUGAAAUCAGUAGACGGUGAGAGAGGACGAGGACCACUCAGUCCAUCCUGUAUCCAGCAACCAGAGGAGGCUUUGCCGAGGACAUCUGAGACCACAAGUGACACUCAGCCCCUUCUGGGAGACAGCCGGAUACAGAGAUUUUGAUUGCACGAUCACAAUCGAGUGCUAUUAUUCCACGAGUUUUGAACGUGGAAUACCACGCUGCUCUUAAGAAAGUUUCAAUUCUAAAUUCCAAUUUGCUUUCUCGGAAUGACUUCUAUACGCAGACUGGUAUCGUAACGGACUCGGUACGAUUUUGCAGGUAGAUUGUUCGUGUUUAGCGCGUAUACAGUGGAAUCCCAAUUUUUCGAACCUCCAAGGGAAACGAAAAUAGUAGUAGUUGAAGAAAUCGGUGGUCAAAUGACAGUGUUCGACUUAGUGGAGGGAAACGACUUUUGAUUUGUGUUAUCGAAAGGUUCGAAAAAUCAAGUGCUCGGGAUUCCACCUUGUGGUGAUCUCUUCCCAGACUCGUACCCACUCGCUAUUUACGUGUUUUGGGGAGAGAAGAUUGGAUACUAGGGUGGAUUCACGCGGGGUGGGGUUUCCAGGGAAGGGUCCUUUUCCGCGCGCUCCACUCGAACCAGACCGCUUUCUCUUUGUAACAGUUCAAUCUGACCCGCAAAUAGCGACUGGGUACAAGCCUGAUCUCUUCCCUUUUUUCCUCUCCCUUUCCCUUCCCACUUACCAACUUACACACAUACACGCUCUUGAAGUCUUAGCUCGUCCAUGUUUCUUUUAUCCUCAUUGCCUCUAAUCUAAAAUGUACAAAUUACAAGAACUGUCUUUGAUUGGAUGUUAUUCUAACUUUUGGUAUAGAUAACGAAAAUAACAUGCAUGUUGUGUUUGGUAAAUAGCUAUGGACUAUUUUCGUCAACCCCUAGUAGUCCUUUCAUAACAGCAAUAUAUCACACUUGUCAUUGGUAAUGUAGCAGACACUCACUUAUGAGCGAAUCUGAAUGGUUCUCUCAUCAGACUACUUAACAUUAGAUUAUGAGCUCGAGAUUUCUCUGAGGUGAGAGGACCUCAUAGACUGAAAUUUCGAACUCAGAAUCGAAUUGUUUUAGUGGAAUUCUAUCUAAAUUUCCUUCGAAUAACGAUUUCCAAUCAUUUCUCAAUAUAGAGUUUAUGCUUUAGCAACAUUGCGCCGAUUAUAUUAUUAUUUAAAACUUGCAGUUGAUCAAAUGCGUUCAUCGGCUCAUUGCUAAGUCGCAUAACGGUCAGUUUCCUUUCUUUAGUGUUUAUUUAUCCAGUAAUAUUUCUAAAUCGUCAUCGAAACGUAACAGAAACUAGAAAACGUUGCCAUUAUGUUGAAGACAUCUAGCCACUGCACUCUUUUGGCUGAUAGUAUACGAGUAGCCCAGCCAAUCAGAUUGCAGCAUUUGUAUUAGUAUAGUAGUAGAAUUCUACUUAUCAGCACCAGACCACCAUCGUGCUCGCGCGCGUUUCCUUCAGAAAGGGAAUAAUGUAUUCUUGAUUUUUAGAAAUAACUAAAAUGAUAGUUUUCCAAUUGCUAUCUGUUACAAUGUCAACUAAAGCAAUUACACAACUCGCCCUUGCUUUUUACGAGCACUAGUCAAUUCUGCUGCGCACAUGUUUUAAUUCAGCCACCACCCCCCUUACCUCCCGCACCGCAAAAUCCAUGGUUGAUUUAUUCCUUUACCAAAGAGGUCCCCUCGUUUCUCGAUUAUUUAAAUGUUAAAUAGGAAUAAAUAAGAAUAUAAAAAAAUGUCCUUCCUUUUUUGGCUAAUCGCUGAAUUUGGCAAAUCAUAAGCCGUGAAAUUUAACGAUAUGUCCCUUGUCAGUAUCACGAUUUGAACUAGCGAGGUAUAAAAAAAGAAAACAUUGAAUAGGUGAAUAAAAGAUUUCCAAAAAAUUGAA